CUUCUCCUCGGUCCUCGACUAAUUAGGAUAUCCAAUUGAUCCCGAGUUUCUGCAUGUUACAACCCCCAUCGUCGGUCACCAUGACAGCAUCAAGCCCUCACCAAGUCUCGAGCCAGGCAAACCUUAACACCAACACAACCGUCGCCUUCCUCGGGCCAGUCAACUCGUACUCGCAUCAGGCCACCAAAACUGCCUUUCCGGAGCCAGAAUGGCGCCUCGAGCCGACGGGGACGAUAAAAGAGGUCUUUGACCGCGUGCAGGCCGGACAGGCGGCCUACGGGGUCGUACCGUUCGAGAACUCGACUCACGGCACUGUCGCCUUCACGCUCGACAACCUCGCCGACCGCGCGGGCGAGUACGCCGAGAUCGUCGUGUGCGACGAGGUCUACCUGGACGUGCACCACUUCCUGCUGGGCCGCCGCCGUGAUCCCGAUCCCCUCCUUCGGGACCCGUCGCCAGGAUCAGCAUCAGCAUCGGUAUCAGCAUCAGCUGCUCCAUCAGCGGCGGCACCAUCAUCGCACCACAGUAGUAGCAGCAGCAGUAACAGCAAGGGCGUGCCCCUCGCCUCGCUGUCGCACAUCCGCCGCCUCUACUCGCACCCGCAGGCGUUCGGGCAGACGGGCGCCUUCGUGCGGCGGUACCUGGCGCACGCGGAGACGGUCGAGGUCAGCUCGACGUCGCGCGCCGCCGAGCUCGCGGCGGGCGACCCGGCGGGCGAGAGCGCCGCCAUCGCCAGCGAGUGGGCCGCGCGGGGGUUCGGCCUCGACGUGCUCGCGCGCUGGGUGGAGGACCGCGAGGACAACACGACCCGCUUCUUUGUGCUCCGGAAGGACGGGGAGGAGGGCGAAGGGGGGAGAGCUGGGAGAGCUGACGGGGGAGAGGAGGGCAAGGGGCGAGAGGACGAGGAUGAUGCUGCUGCUUAUAGCGGGGCCAGGUACAAGUCGCUGGUGUCGUUCACGGUGCCGCAUCGGCAGCCGGGGGCGCUGGCGGACGUGCUGGACUGCUUCCGGGGGAGGGGGCUGAACCUGACGAGCAUCAACAGCGUGCCCAGCCUGGUCGAGCCGUUCCAGUACCUGUUCUUUGUCGAGUUCGAAGGGAGCAGGUUGGACGACCCCGAGGGGAGGGUCGGCGGCGUGUUGGAGGAUCUGAACAGGGUCGCGGAGCGGUGGAGAUGGUUGGGCAGCUGGCGGAACCGCAGAAGUGGGAGGUGAGAGAGAGAGAGAGAGUGUGUGUGUGUGUGUGUGUGUGUGUGUGGUUGUGUAGAGGGUAAGGGCAAAUGAACGAUUAAAAAAAGAGGAAGAUUAUUCUUCUCUUUUCCUUCUUUUCCUUCUUCUCUUUCUUCUUCCUCCUCCUCCUCAUCAUCAUCAUCCUGUUCUUCUUUUUUAUCUUCCUCCUUUCAGAAAGUAACUGGUUCAUGUAUUAGAGUUGGGGGCCGGAGGUGUGCAGCUACUGUGAUUGAGGUCACUCAUGUGCCCCAUUGCAUUCAUAAGGCGGUUUGCCGUCGAGCCUAGCUUUACGGAGGAGUACUACCGGCCGCCGCAUAACUUGGCUGCUUGAGCCAACAAAACUCGGAUGCUCAGAAAGGAAGUCGAAGCUCAAAUGCGCACCUUCCCUCUAGAUCUC
Thermothelomyces thermophilus ATCC 42464 is the source of this 1623-nucleotide messenger RNA. RefSeq lists its product as uncharacterized. Gene Ontology annotation, molecular function: prephenate dehydratase activity; chorismate mutase activity. The coding region runs from base 81 to 1211 and encodes 376 amino acids. The record is from RefSeq and is a predicted model, not a curated record. NCBI's taxonomy places the organism in Eukaryota, Fungi, Ascomycota, Sordariomycetes, Sordariales, Chaetomiaceae. Gene Ontology annotation, biological process: L-phenylalanine biosynthetic process. Gene Ontology annotation, cellular component: cytoplasm. The transcript is spliced from 3 exons.